AAAAAAAAAAAAAAAAACAAAAAAAAAAGCAAAAUUUCUUUUCCAAAUGUACGUUUAAAAUAUGACGAUUUAGCCACUCGAGACAGAGUUCCACCGAGCUUAGCAGAUUGCCAUAAAAUAGGCCAGAGAAGAUCGGCAAUAUGACGCCAAUACUAGUGCUGCUCCUCCUCUACAUCAUUCUGGAUGUCAACUAUUUUAUUCGCUGUGCAUUCACGCUGCUGAUGGUGCACCUGAACCAAGACAAGCACGCAAUCACGGAGACGACCAGCAUCUUUGGCAUAUGCACGCCACAAGAUGCGGACAUCUUUCUGCGGCACAUGAACAACGCACGAUAUCUGCGCGAGCUGAACUUUGCGAGUAUUCAUUAUUAUGUGGUAACCGAUCUGUUCCAUUUUGUGCGUGAGAGGGGCGGCUCAAUAGUGCAAGGCGCCGUGAUGCUGAGAUAUCGACGCUAUAUACCAAUCUUUCAUCCGUACAAGAUCGAGACGAAACUGAUCUGGUGGGACGACAAAUCCAUGUACUUUGAGCAACAAUUUAUCUCCGCCUGCACUGGAUUCGUACACGCCGUGGCCAUCUCCAAGCAUCAGUUCAUCGAUUUCAAUGUUAUCGAUUUGCUGAGCUCUUACCCCGACAUUGCAAAUCGGCCGGAAAUGCCCGAUGAUCUAAGGCUCUGGCUGGAGGCCAACGAUGCCUCGAGUCAAAAACUAAAUACAAGGGGCUCUAUGGAACAGGAAAAUUUUUACGAUUGUCGAGCAUCUACUUAGUAACCAUUUGAUAGAUUAUCGCCAUCGUCGAAACAAACACAAAUUCUUACAGUUUA
Messenger RNA from Drosophila navojoa, 820 nucleotides. RefSeq names its product protein THEM6. Lineage: Eukaryota; Metazoa; Arthropoda; Insecta; Diptera; Drosophilidae. The record is from RefSeq and is a predicted model, not a curated record.